GAUGCUAGCCAUCGAAGCCAAGGCGAAAUGAUUUCCAAAAAACCUCUUAUUGUGGAAACAGUUCUGUCAAACUUGCGUGAGAUGCCGUACAGCUGGCUGAAACAAAUACCGUGUCGCCCCACCUCGUUUCACAUCUGAAUUACGCAAGUCACGCAGCUUCCAAUGGCCGUGUGACCGAAAAGUACAACUGACUUUCACCAAGAAAGACUGAAAAAAAAUUUAAUACUUUUCCUCAGGUCACAGAACGAGCAGUGACUGAAAUGACCCAGCUCAGCGUUCGCCGCUGGACCACCAAACAUGUGGCCAAGUGGCUCAGGGAAGAGGGCUUCUGUGACUAUGUGGACCUGCUAUGCAACAAGCACAGACUGGACGGCACCAGCCUGUUGACACUCAGCGAGUAUGACCUCCGUUCGCCACCUCUGGAGCUCAAGGUGCUGGGGGACAUCAAGCGGUUGAUGGUAUCAAUCCGCAAGCUCCAGAAACAGAACAUCGAUGUGCUUGAGGAGCUGGGGCUUCCCUUUGACGGCCACUCCCCGACAGGCUCUGGAGGCAGUUUGGACUGGCUGUGCAACGGAGACUCAGGCAGAGACUGUGACAGCGCUGAGACGGCACCUGUCGGGGAGGAGUACCACCAGUACACCAAUGGGAAAUACAAGCAGCAGACGAGGCGCCUGGAUCCAGAGUACUGGAAGACAGUGCUCAGUUCAGUCUACGUGGUGUUCGUAUUUGGGUUCACAUCGUUUGUCAUGGUCAUAGUGCACGAGAGGGUGCCCGACAUGCGCACGUACCCUCCCCUGCCAGAUAUUUUCUUAGACAGUGUGCCUAGAAUACCAUGGGCCUUUGCCAUGGCCGAGGCAUGCGGAGUGAUCCUCUGCAACAUCUGGUUGCUUGUUCUUCUGCUGCAUAAGCACAGGUCAAUACUGUUGCGUCGUCUGUGCAGCCUCAUGGGCACAGUAUUCAUGCUGCGGUGCAUCACUAUGUUCGUCACAUCCCUGUCUGUGCCAGGACAGCACCUGCAGUGUUCAGGAAAGAUAUAUGGUGAUAUGUGGGCCAAACUGCAAAGAGCAGUGGCCAUCUGGAGCGGUUUUGGAAUGACGCUAACAGGAGUACACACAUGCGGUGACUACAUGUUCAGCGGCCACACUGUGGUUCUAACCAUGCUAAACUUCUUUGUCACAGAGUACACUCCCAGGAGCUGGAACUUCAUUCAUACCCUGUCUUGGGUCCUGAACCUGUUUGGCAUCUUCUUCAUCCUGGCUGCCCACGAACACUACUCUAUUGAUGUCUUCAUCGCAUUCUACAUUACUACAAGACUUUUCCUAUAUUACCACACUCUAGCCAACACUCGGGCCUACCAGCAGAGUCGCCGAGCUCGCAUCUGGUUCCCCAUGUUCUCCUUCUUUGAGUGCAAUGUCAAUGGCCCUGUGCCCAAUGAGUACUGCUGGCCCUUCUCUAGGCCUGCCAUGAUGAGGAGGCUCAUUGGAUAGGGACACGGCUGCUACAGUGCUGAUAGACACUGUGCUAUUUUGUCUGUUCUCUUGAGUUGCCAACUGGUGGUGUGCGAUAUCUUCAUUGACAUAAGUUAAGAGUAACGAAGACGGCUUAUGUGAUCCUAUCAGUGCCAUGGUCUGACGGGGUACACACAGCCAUAGCUUCUCAUAUUCUGGGAUUUAGCCAUUUGCGUGCUUCCCCUGUCAGUGUUUUCUGGGGGGUGGGGGGUAAAACAAAAUCCAUAAAUCCUAGAGUUUGUGAAAAGCCCUAUCAGGCCCCUUUGCUUUACUUAAAAGUGAAAGUUGUGGGAUUUGUCAUAAUAGGUGUUCAAUUUUUUUCCAUUUUUCCUUAAGAAAGGGAAAACAUUUUUUGUAGUGUUUUGCAGCACCUCCCAACUUGCUAGCAGUAUCUGGAUAGCACAUGUUGGUGGUAUAGGGGAGCCACAACAACGAAAUUCUCAGGCAUUAUUUUACCAAAUCCCAUUCUGCAUUUCACUACUUUUGCACAGUUUGUUCAUGUCAAGGUUUAUGUGUGGCUGCAUAAGUGCAAACAAUGUCUUAUUUUCCCCUUCUAUAAUUUAUCAAGAUGUUAUUCUAUAAAUCUUAAAGCAAUAUUAAUAGAAUUUACAUGGCACCGUUGUUGAUUUCAGUAUAGUAAGAUAGUAAGAAAUUAAUCUUGUACAACAAAUUGAUUGCAACUGCUUCAAAGUAUUUCAACCUCUGCAGUCCUUGAGAUUCUUCUCAGCAGUAUUGAACACUUAAUAGUUAAUUGCUCUUUUUAAGACGAACUACAGCAAACCUUUUUUGUUUCUUAUGUUUGCGUAAUUCAGUUGUUCUGCCUUUACCAGGCCUAGCUAAGAAUAGGGACAAAACAUUUUCUAAGUCAGCCAAAAUUGGAAACAGUUGUCUUAAACACAUUCCAUUUGCCAAUUACCUUAGCUGUAUCAGUAAGCUUGUGUGUGUAAGAAAUGUCUCUAAUUUCAAGUUUGUUAAACGGGCAUGUGCCUGUGGGUUGUAGGGUAGUUUUUUUUAAUCGUGGCAAGUUGUAAGUGACCAGACAUAUGUGUAAUUUUAACCUAUUGUGAUAUCAGUUCCUUGACAUUGUCCAUAGAUUUCAAGUAACCGAGCCCUUGAAUUUGUGUUUACUUUUAUUGCAUUAAUUUAUUUCUUUUUUAAAUGUUAAAAAAUAUUUUUGUAUUUCAUAUACAAGUUAUUGCAACAUGCACAUGUACAGAAAUAUGUUUACAGUUGCUCAUAACUCUGUAUUUCUUUGAAACACAAUGUGCUUUUUUAAGUGUAAGGUUGAUUUCAAAUAAGCCUCUGACAUUCGUUGAGUUACAAUAACGACUUGCCACUCUAGUUGGAACGGAUUUGGUCAUUAUGGCAUGUUAUCUUACAUGAUUUUUGUGAUUGGUAUUUUCUAGCUACAAACCGUUCGUUUGGGUUUUGUUGCUGGUGUUUAUAUGCUCUUGCAUAGCCACAUUAACAAUAACAUCAGUUUCAGUCCUCUCCAUCAUUAAACAGU
This is a messenger RNA of Lampris incognitus (smalleye Pacific opah), 3015 nucleotides long. RefSeq names its product sterile alpha motif domain containing 8 (gene samd8a). The transcript is spliced from 6 exons. Gene Ontology annotation, molecular function: ceramide cholinephosphotransferase activity; protein binding; sphingomyelin synthase activity. Gene Ontology annotation, biological process: ceramide biosynthetic process. Bases 261 to 1487 code for a protein of 408 amino acids. Gene Ontology annotation, cellular component: endoplasmic reticulum membrane; Golgi membrane. The record is from RefSeq and is a predicted model, not a curated record. Lineage: Eukaryota; Metazoa; Chordata; Actinopteri; Lampriformes; Lampridae.